GGGUGGAGAGCAGAUCGAUGAGUGGACGAACAAGUUGAUGGGCAAGAAGAUCGGUGACAACCACGAUGAAGUUACCUUCGCGAAGAAGGAUCUCCCCUCGGAGCACCGUGUCCUCCAGCCCGACUCGAUGAGCACCAUGGACCACAAGCCCGACCGCCUCAACAUUCACGUCGAUGAGCAGGGCACCGUCAAGAACGUCCGAUACGGUUAAGCAUUCUCUAUCACGAUCGCAAUGCGCAUGAUACUAUGAGCUAGGAGUUAGGGUGGAUUGCCUAAGCGUAUUCAUGGACGAUGCACGCUUGGACCAGUGUUCACGGAUA
This is a messenger RNA of Paraphaeosphaeria sporulosa, 320 nucleotides long. RefSeq lists its product as uncharacterized. The transcript is spliced from 2 exons. Bases 38 to 211 code for a protein of 57 amino acids. Lineage: Eukaryota; Fungi; Ascomycota; Dothideomycetes; Pleosporales; Didymosphaeriaceae. The record is from RefSeq and is a predicted model, not a curated record.